Messenger RNA from Galleria mellonella (greater wax moth), 877 nucleotides. RefSeq lists its product as uncharacterized. The transcript is spliced from 2 exons. The coding region runs from base 57 to 764 and encodes 235 amino acids. NCBI's taxonomy places the organism in Eukaryota, Metazoa, Arthropoda, Insecta, Lepidoptera, Pyralidae. The record is from RefSeq and is a predicted model, not a curated record.
UCCGUUGAAUUAUAUUCUUAUUUCUUCCUAUUUAGUUAAAUGUAAUAGUGAAUACAAUGCAGAAAAACACAGCUGUAUUAACAGUUGUUUGUAUUUUGUUAUGUCUAGCUUUCAACUACACAUUCUCUCUUCGCAGAGAUACUAAUAAAAAAUGGUCAUUUAUUCGAUCAAAUAGAAACCGUACCCGGUUAUGCAAUGCCCUUCACCAUACAGAUAUUGCCGAAAGAACUAAAAAAAUGACUAAUAACAUGGAAAAUGCAAUGAAAAAAAUUAAAGAUUCCGCUCAUGAUAUUUAUAUAAAUGGAAUAAAAAAAUCUCAAAGUAAAAUUAAGUUUAGUGAUGAUGAUUUCCGUUCAUUUGAGUUGUCAGUUAUUAUGAAAAAAUAUCCUUACUUAGAUUUAAAGGAAAUUGAACAGAAAUUUAGCCCUUCGUCAAAUAAAAACACAAGACAAAGUUAUCAGGCUUUACCGGAUGAAGCUAACUUUAGGCACGAUCCUAGUCUUUGUGAAUCAGGAGACGAUAUUAUUAAUGUGGAAAUAUCGAAUCGAGGCCUCUCAGGUUUCUCUAUACCGCCAAAACUUAUUAAAAGUGAGAGCAUGGUUGAAAAUAAACUGAAAGUGAACAAUUUAAAAAAUCCAGUUAACAUGUCUGAAAAUCUCAUUGAUGUAUCAAAAGUGCCCGACCGUGAUGUUUUAAAUAGUUUAAAAGCCGAUAUAAUAUCAUAUGAAGAAACGAAAAUUCAUAAAGAUAUUUUGAUCAAAUGAUUUUAAUCUAAGUAGAUUAUUAAUGAAUAGCUGUUCCUUAUGUCGCUGCUCGCGUGCAUUAAUGUACUUAUAAAUUAUGUGUUAAGUUACAAUAUAACCUACUCUUGUACCAA